This is a messenger RNA of Asterias rubens (European starfish), 896 nucleotides long. Its product is annotated as ubiquinol-cytochrome-c reductase complex assembly factor 2-like. The record is from RefSeq and is a predicted model, not a curated record. Gene Ontology annotation, cellular component: mitochondrial matrix. NCBI's taxonomy places the organism in Eukaryota, Metazoa, Echinodermata, Asteroidea, Forcipulatida, Asteriidae. Gene Ontology annotation, biological process: mitochondrial respiratory chain complex III assembly. The transcript has 4 exons. Bases 202 to 561 code for a protein of 119 amino acids.
GCCGAAGUCGAUUGUUCGUAUCGGCAAUUCAGUUUAUUACAGUGAAUAUAUUAAUUACGCUGCAUUAUAUUCAACGAUAACAAUUGGAUAUUGUGUAGUAUUUUUUUUUACUCAUUAAAAUUUACUGUAAUGUAUUUUUAUGCCAAAAUCACGGUCCACAGUUUUUAAUAGUUUUCGAAACAGGCUGAAUUAUUCAACAAGAUGGCGGCGUCCAGAUAUAGAAAGUUUUUACGAUUGAUUGAAGAGUGGCCGGUAGAUCCAAGCAAAAGAGGCCGUGAUCUUGCCGCUCAUUUACGAAAGCGUGUUGCCAAAGACUUCUCUAAGGGAGAAAGUACAAAGAUUGAUGAGAAAGAAUGUGAUGCAAAAUAUGAUGCAUUGAAGAAAAUCCAUACAGAUUUCUACAGAAACAAGUACCCAAGGAUGCAUGAUACAUCGGCCACAGGUAACACUGCUGAAGAUUGCAACAGAGUGAUGUCUACAGAAAAUAUAGAGGAAAUGAAUGAACUGAAUAAAAGUUACUGGACAAGACUGAAGGAGACGAUGGGCAGUUCUAAACAGUGAAGGUUAAACCAGAAAGCAAGGAAAACAAUAGCAUCAACAUCAGACGUCACACUUUCAGGCUCGUGAAUCAAUGUUGUGAAAUCAGCGUUUAGCUCGGAGGGGAUUCAAACCAACAACCAAUGUGUGUGUUUAGUAUAAUUGAUUUAUGAAGUAUGAAGAUGGCUUCAUCUGUUAUAAAUAGGUUUUGUUUCAAUUUUAAGCACAGAGGUCUUUUAUUUUGUUAUGUAAGGUGUCGUUGCUUUGAAAUUCUAGCAGGGACUUAUAAAUAAUUAAUAAACUGAAAUAGACAACAAAACUUAAAGCCAUUGGACACUUUCGGUACAGAAUUUUUUUUU